Pleuronectes platessa (European plaice) is the source of this 4224-nucleotide messenger RNA. Its product is annotated as suppressor of cytokine signaling 7. The transcript has 10 exons. The record is from RefSeq and is a predicted model, not a curated record. The coding region runs from base 1 to 2628 and encodes 875 amino acids. NCBI's taxonomy places the organism in Eukaryota, Metazoa, Chordata, Actinopteri, Pleuronectiformes, Pleuronectidae. Gene Ontology annotation, cellular component: phosphatidylinositol 3-kinase complex. Gene Ontology annotation, molecular function: 1-phosphatidylinositol-3-kinase regulator activity. Gene Ontology annotation, biological process: intracellular signal transduction; phosphatidylinositol phosphate biosynthetic process.
AUGAACGACGCGCAGCAGGACAUGUCCCCGGACUUUGUCCUCAUGAGGCUCGUGUCCGCGGCGGAGUUCGACCGGCUGGAGGAGCCCGACGACCUGAUGUCCGGAAGCGGCGGGUUCGGGCCCGUUAAAGCGGCGCUGGGACACCACGGUGGCCCCUCGGCAGGCCUCGGCUCUGUCUCCCCGCACUACAGCUCGCCGCUCCCCGGAAAAGGCGAGCUGGACGGCGGGUUGGUCUUGACUCAGGCUCCGCUGUCUCCUCCUCCGCCGGAAGCCGUAGCGACGCAGAGGUUCGUGGACUUCCCGGUGCAGCACGGAUUGGGGGGGCAGCUUAUGGUGUUUCAGAACCUGCUGCGGUCAGGAGACCGGAUCCUGGAGUGCGGGCUGGAGCAGCCGUCACCGAGGUUCCUGCAGGAGGAGGCGGAGAGACAGCAUCUCGAGUCCGGAUCAGGAACCGGUCCCGGUAGCACAACAGCCGGCCCUGGGCCCGGAGGGGGUAAAGACCAGAAUUCACACUGUAUCCCGUCCACAGAGGAGAACCUGCAGCUCCUCCAGUGGCACCCGGUCCUCAGACUGUCCAAAGGGUCAGAUGGGAGUCCUCAGCGGGGCGUCCCGGCUCUGGACUCUGAGCCCGGGUCAGUCCUGUGCCAUCGACACCGCCUGCUGACAGACGCAUUCGCUAAAUGGCCCCCAGGCCUGCUGGAUCAAGCCUUGCGUCUGGGGCUGCUGGAUCCCAGGAAAAUGUGCUCCAACGGGGGGAGGGACCCUGUCCUGGCUCUGGCCCGAAGGCUGGGUCAGCUGGGUGAGGGUAGGGAGGGUGGUGGAGGAGAGGACAUGGUGCCUCCACUAACUCGCUGCUCCUGUCACGGUGUCCUGGACUCGGGUUCGGCCGGCAUCGGGCCCGGCGAGGACCCGAGGGACACCAGCGACGCCCUGCUGGUCCUUGAAGGUCUGGGGUCUGGGGAGAUGGGGGGGCUGGGAGGGGGUGGUGAGAAAGGAGAGAUGGUGGGGGGGCUGGUUGGUGGUGGGAUGCCUGGGGGGGCGGGGCCUGUGUUCUCGGGUGGGACUCUGAGUGGUCUGAUGCGGCAGGUCCACAGACUGGCGGAGGAGGCGGGGGUCUGCACCGAUCAGAGCUGCCGGUCCACAGCGGACAUCAGCACCACUGACCCCCCCUGUCCAUACCCCCCCUGUCCAUACCCCCCCAGCCUCCCACAGGCCCAUGCAACCCCUGGGGGUCUCCAAGUCUGGCUUGAGCCACUCCUGGCCACCAGCCCUGAACCAAACCAGCGGCCACAGCAUCAGCAUCAAUCCCGCUCCCAGCCCCAGAGCCGCUCUGCCACCCCCAAACUCGGCGUGGCCUCGGGGGGGGUGGGUCGAUCUGCCUCCCCUUUAGUGGUCCUGAAGGGGGAGGGGGGAGGAGGAGUAAGAGAGGGGGAGAAGACAUCGCGGAGCAAGUCAAGAAAAGGGGGGUCGCUGAAGGUCCGGCUCAGCAAACUGUUUAGAACCAAGAGUUCCAACGGGGGGUCGGGGGGGCUGCUGGACAAGAGGCUUUCGCUGGCCUCGUCCACCUCGUCCGGGGGGAGUCUGCUGGACGUGUGGGGGUCCACCUGCAGCUCGGAGCAGGACCACAGGCUGCAGGUGUCCAGACCUCCCAGUGCCUUCUCUCCAGUGACCUUCACUCCUGCGUUCACUGGUGAGACAGUGUCUCUAGUCGAUGUGGACAUUUCUCGGAGAGGUGGAAACUGUCUUCAUCCCCCAACUCCCCCACCCCCACCCAGACGGAGCCUCAGUCUGCUCGAUGAUUUCGGCGGUCCUCCUCAACAGGGGACACUCACCGAGCAAAGUGUGGGGACGUCAAUGCAAUCUCUUCCCCCCCGACCGCUGGCCCUGCCCCCCUCCCUCAGCACCAUCCAGCACAGCCUGAGCCUCAAUGACUCUUUCCUUCGAGGUUUACCACGGCCCGUCCCCCUGCGUCCCGACAGGCAGCACCCCCCCCCGCGCCUCACCCCCCGCUGCCCCCUCAGUCGACCUGACGCCAGCCGCUUCGCCACCAGCCUCAGAGAACUGGAGAAGUGCGGUUGGUACUGGGGGCCAAUGAACUGGGAGGAUGCAGAGAUGAAGCUGAAGGGGAAAGCUGACGGAUCCUUUCUGGUUCGAGACAGUUCAGACCCUCGAUACAUCCUGAGUCUGAGCUUCAGGUCGCAGGGAGUCACACACCACACACGCAUGGAGCACUACAGAGGAACCUUCAGUCUGUGGUGUCAUCCUAAGUUUGAGGAUCGUUGUCACUCUGUGGUUGAGUUCAUAGAAAGAGCCAUCAUGCACUCCAAGAACGGGAAGUUCCUCUACUUCCUGCGCUCCAGAGUCCCUGGUCUGCCCCCGACUCCGGUCCAGCUCUUGUCUCCAGUCUCCAGGUUCAGCAGCGUGAAGUCUUUGCAGCAUCUCUGUCGCUUCUGCGUCCGGCAGCUGGUUCGCAUCGACCACGUCCCGGAGCUGCCGCUGCCCACGCCUCUGAUCGUCUACCUGAAGAAGUUUUACUACUACGACCCCGAGGAGGAGAUCCGCCCCACACUGACGGAGAGGAGUCCUGACUGCAGCAGCCAGACGGGGGCGGUAGAGUCCCAAACGUAGACCUGCAGCCUGAGACCAUUUUCUUUCCUUUGUGUUUUUCUUUUUCUGCGGACGCUGAUCGGCUCCUUGAAAGACGUCCAGACCGUCUCCUGGACUCCCUGAAAGACGUCCAGACCGUCUCCUGGACUCCCUGAAAGACGUCCAGACCGUCUGCUGGACUCCCUGAAAGACGUCCAGACCGUCUCCUGGACUCCCUGAAAGACGUCCAGACCGUCUCCUGGACUCCCUGAAAGACGUCCAGACCGUCUGCUGGACUCCCUGAAAGACGUCCAGACCGUCUGCUGGACUCCCUGAAAGACGUCCAGACCGUCUGCUGGACUCCCUGAAAGACGUCCAGACCGUCUCCUGGACUCCUUGAAAGACGUCCAGACCGUCUGCUGGACUCGCUGAAAGACGUCCAGACCGUCUGCUGGACUCCCUGAAAGACGUCCAGACCGUCUGCUGGACUCCCUGAAAGACGUCCAGACUGUCUGCUGGACUCGCUGAAAGACGUCCAGACCGUCUGCUGGACUCCCUGAAAGACGUCCAGACCGUCUGCUGGACUCGCUGAAAGACGUCCAGACCGUCUGCUGGACUCCCUGAAAGACGUCCAGACCGUCUGCUGGACUCCCUGAAAGACGUCCAGACCGUCUGCUGGACUCCCUGAAAGACGUCCAGACCGUCUGCUGGACUCCCUGAAAGACGUCCAGACCGUCUCCUGGACUCCUUGAAAGACGUCCAGACCGUCUGCUGGACUCGCUGAAAGACGUCCAGACCGUCUGCUGGACUCGCUGACCGCAGCCAGUCAGCUUCCUGUGCUCAGUCCUCCUGCGGGCUCUCUGAUUGGCUCACGAGCAGCGGUUGGGGACGGACAGGGGAUGUGGAGACUCUCCCUCUCGGUGAUGUCCUCACUGGGCAGCUGGACUAAAGAAAGCUCAGUGUGAGGUCAUCACGGUGGAGACGGAGGAUUAGAGCUUUGAGAAAAUAAGAACAUUAAUAUUAUGAAUAAAACUGCGGAGGUCAAACCUCGUGUUCUCUCAGGUUUGAUUUUUCUUCAUUUUCUCUUUAAUCUGAAGUUAUCUUUCGAUAAAUAAAAACAUAACCCUCACAUUUGAUUGGCUCUAAUCCUCCGUCAUUGCUCCAACAAAGAUCUUCCAGCAGUUUUGUACGUUCAGCAGCACUGGAGCCAAAGAGCCGGACCACCGUAGAAAUGUCUCAAAGGUUAAACCGGGAACAUAUCUCAAACCUAAUGUAAAAUGAUUUCAGCAGCAAUGUUUUAAAGUUGUGAUGUUCCGUCUCAUCUGUCAAUCAUCACGUCUCAGCCUGUUUGUAUAUCAUCAAAUAACUGAUUCAAACCAAACUGACCAGAAGAACGCUCACAUCAGUGAGAUGAGAACGACCUGAAACCUCUUAAACAUUCAUUCAACUUCUACUUCGAGUUUUUGUUUGGCCCAUGUCCCACCAGCGAACAUGGAGGAGGAGAGGGUUAACCCGAACCUGACCAAUCACAGCAGCCAAGGUUUAAGACGUCAACAUAUAACGACACAAACAAAAACUUCUUUGAUUCACUUUGUCGUGAUUUAAAAAUCAGGAAUAAAGUCGUCAACUAUAAAAACA